Messenger RNA from Dromiciops gliroides (monito del monte), 2736 nucleotides. Its product is annotated as calcium-activated chloride channel regulator 1-like. Lineage: Eukaryota; Metazoa; Chordata; Mammalia; Microbiotheria; Microbiotheriidae. The transcript has 14 exons. The record is from RefSeq and is a predicted model, not a curated record. Gene Ontology annotation, molecular function: intracellularly calcium-gated chloride channel activity. Bases 1 to 2736 code for a protein of 911 amino acids. Gene Ontology annotation, biological process: chloride transport.
AUGGGGUCGUUUUCAGAUGUUAUUCUGAUCUUGGCAUUGGGUCUCCUGCAGGCAGUGGAAGGGUCAAUGAUACAACUGAAUGACAAUGGAUAUGAUGGUAUUGUGAUUGCAAUUAAUCCCAGUGUGCCUGAGGAUGAAAAACUCAUUCAAAAAGCAAAGGAAAUGGUAACAGAGGCUUCUACUUUCCUCUUCAGUGCUACAAGUAAAAGAGCUUAUUUCAGGAAUGUGAGCAUUCUAAUUCCCAUGACUUGGACCUCAAAACCUGAGUAUUUAACUCCCAAACUGGAGUCCUAUGAGCAGGCAGAUGUCAUAAUUGCUGAUCCUUACAUGAAAUAUGGAAAUGAUCCCUAUACACUACAAUAUGGAGAGUGUGGAGAAAAAGGAAGAUAUAUACAUUUCACUCCUAAAUUCUUGCUAGAUGAUAAUUUGUCCAUCUAUGGACCCCGGGGCAAAGUGUUUGUCCACGAAUGGGCCCAUCUCCGGUGGGGAGUGUUUGAUGAAUACAAUUUUGACCAGCCAUUCUACAUUACCAGUCGGAGUACUAUUGAAGCAACAAGAUGCUCUAAAGAUAUUACUGGUGUUAAGAGAGUAUUGAAAUGCAGUAACAAGAGCUGUGCAAUCAAGAUGUGCAAAACCAACCAACGGACAGGAAUGUAUGAAUCAAAAUGUCAGUUUUUCCCAGAAAAAUCCCAGAAAGCAAAGGCAUCCAUAAUGUUCAUGCAAAGUCUAAAUUCUGUAGCAGAAUUCUGUACUGCAAAAACACACAACCCUGAUGCACCCAACCUACAGAACAAGAUGUGCAACCAAAGGAGCACGUGGGAGGUCAUCAUGGACUCCGAUGAUUUUAGAAACUUAUCUGCAGUGGUGAGAACAAAGUCUCCUCCGCCGCCCGUGUUUUCUUUGCUGAAGACCCCCGAGCGCAUCGCCUGCCUAGUUCUUGACAAAUCUGGGAGCAUGAGCACGGAUACCCGACUCUCGAAUCUGGCUGUGGCAGCUGAAUUGUUCCUGACUCAGAUUGUUGAAAUGGGAUCCUGGGUUGGAAUGGUCACGUUUGACAGUGAUGCUCGGAUCCAAAGUAAUCUGACACAAAUAGUCACUGGAAAUGCAACCCAGGAAAUGAUUGCAAAACUGCCUCAAGUAGCUGAUGGUGGAACAUCAAUCUGCACAGGACUCAAAGCAGGAUUCCAGGUAAUUACCCAAAGUAACAGAAGUAUUUCUGGUUCUGAAAUAGUUCUAUUAACAGAUGGGGAAGACAGUGAAAUAAACACUUGUUUUGAUGAGGUCAAACAGAGUGGAGCUGUGAUUCACACCAUGGCUUUGGGACCAGAUGCUGCCCAGGAGCUGGAGAUGUUGUCAAUUAUGACAGGAGGUUAUAGAGUUACCCCCAAAGGAGAUAUGCUAAGCCUCAUUGAAGCUUUCAGUAGAAUUAAAUCCAGAAGUGGCAACCUUGCUCAACAGGCUAUUCAGCUUGAAAGCAAAAGCUCAAUGAUCAGCCCCAAGGAGUGGAUGAACGGCACAGUGACUGUGGAUAGCUCAGUUGGAAAUGACACUUUCUUUGUUAUCACGUGGACAGAGAGCAUUCCCAGAAUCCAUCUUCAAAACCCCAAAGGAAAGGAAUAUCAAAAUGCAGAUUUUUCAAUGAAUAAGCUAAACAGUAAGGCUGCUCGCCUCCGAAUCCCAGACACUGCAGAGACAGGAAACUGGAUUUACAAACUUCAAAAUGAAAAUAGAAUUCAAACCCUCACACUGACUGUGACCACUCGAGCAAAAAGUCGUACGGUCCUCCCUGUGAUUGCAACUGUGCAUGUGAACCAAAGCACAGGCCAUUUUCCCAGUCCCAUGACUAUUUAUGCUCAAGUGAGUCAAGGAUUUUUGCCUGUUCUUGGAGCUAACGUGACGGCCAUCAUAGAACCAGAGCAAGGAUCGCAAGAGACCUUGGCGCUUUGGGACAAUGGAGCAGGUGCUGAUACGGUGAAGAAUGAUGGCAUCUACUCAAGGUAUUUCACAAGCUAUCAUGAAAAUGGCAGAUACAGUUUAAAAGUACGGGUCCAGGGAAGAAACAAUACAGCCAGGCUGAGCAUGAGAUCCCCCCAGAGCCGAGCUAUGUAUGUACCAGGCUAUGUGGAAAAUGGUAAAAUUAUACUGAAUCCACCAAGACCUGAAGUCAAAAACAAGGAAAUGGAGGUGAAGAUGGAAGAAUUCAGCAGAAUAACCUCUGGAGACUCAUUUGUAAUGACAGGAGUCCCUUCUGGGCCCCUCCCAGAUAAGUUCCCACCCAGUAAAAUCACUGAUCUGGCGGCUAAGUUCCAAGCAGACUACAUUGUUCUCUCGUGGACAGCUCCAGGGAAUGACUUGGAUAAAGGAAAAGCUGACCACUAUAAAAUAAGAAUGAGUGAAAAUCCCAUGAGUCUCCGAGACAAUUUUGAUAAAGCUACUCCAGUGAACACUUCUGGUCUGACGCCCAAGGAGGCCAACUCGAAGGAAACAUUUCAGUUUAAACCAGAAACUUUGAAAAUAAAAAAUGGCACCAAAUUCUACAUUGCAAUCCAGGCAGUUGAUAAUGCCAAUCUCACCUCAAAAAUCUCUAAUAUAGCACAAGCAGUCAAGCUUAUCCCUCCUCCAGCACCCACUACCAAAGCUCCCUGUCCUAAUAAUGACAGCAUUGGCUACAAUAUUAAUGGUGCUACAAUAAUUUUGGCAGUAGUUGGAGCAGCUGCAACUAUUAAUAUAUUUUAA